GGACAGUAGCACAGCAGAACAGAGGCUGUGCUGCUGAUGACUGCCAAGCCUGAUAUCUCCCUGCCUUGCCCUGCCCACACUCACAUCUCACUGCUCUGCUGGCUGUUUGACUGGCCUACGGCGUGUGGAUGGUGGCACUAGACCUGAGAAGAAACCCUGAAUUCUUGCGGCUGCUGUUCUUCAACCACAUUUCCACCACUCAAGUCACCAAGGACUAUGUGAAAUGGGUCUUUCCACAAGCACUGUGCUUUUCAUUCUCCUGUCCUGCUGCUGCUGCUGGGUUAGAAAAUACAAACAUGUCUUUGAUCCUUCUUCUGAUCCAGAGAUCUAUGUGACAAAUGGUGGACAAAUGGGCUACUGGGGACCUGAUGAAUAUUGUCUAAACGGACAUGCUAUUGGUUUCUCACUGAAGAUAGAGCCUUAUCAAGGAGGCGACCAUAACAGCGAUGAUACGGCUUUGAAUGGCAUCCGUCUGAUAUGCUCUGAUGGUACAUUUAUUACAUCCAGUGUUUCCAGGUGGGGUACUUGGUCUGGGCAAUACUAUUGCCCUUCAGGUGGUAGAUUGGUGUCCUUCGCUUUGAGGGUGGAGCUACCCCAAGGGUUUGGGGAUGACACGGCAGCCAACAACAUCAAGUUUCAGUGUGAUGAUGGUCAGGUGCUGAUCGGCAACUCACAUACCUGGGGUGUUUUUGGAGAAUGGAGUGACAGCUGCAACAGUGGAAUAUGUGGGCUACAGACAAGGGUGGAGGCAGAGCAAGGGCCCAGUGACGACACAGCACUUAAUGAUGUGAUAUUCUACUGCUGUUAAUGGAAACAGAG
This is a messenger RNA of Heteronotia binoei (common prickly gecko), 819 nucleotides long. Its product is annotated as vitelline membrane outer layer protein 1-like. NCBI's taxonomy places the organism in Eukaryota, Metazoa, Chordata, Lepidosauria, Squamata, Gekkonidae. The transcript has 4 exons. The record is from RefSeq and is a predicted model, not a curated record. The coding region runs from base 224 to 808 and encodes 194 amino acids.